Molecule: messenger RNA, 2629 nt
Organism: Mesoplodon densirostris (Blainville's beaked whale)
Lineage: Eukaryota; Metazoa; Chordata; Mammalia; Artiodactyla; Ziphiidae
Gene: TAF9B
Product: TATA-box binding protein associated factor 9b
Exons: 7
Coding region: 14-766 (250 amino acids)
Biological process (GO): DNA-templated transcription initiation
Cellular component (GO): transcription factor TFIID complex
Molecular function (GO): protein heterodimerization activity; RNA polymerase II general transcription initiation factor activity
Source: RefSeq, a predicted model, not a curated record
GCAGCAGGAUAACAUGGAGUCGGGCAAGAUGGCGCCUCCCAAGAACGCUCCGAGAGAUGCCUUGGUGAUGGCACAGAUCCUGAAGGAUAUGGGAAUUACGGAGUACGAACCAAGGGUUAUAAAUCAAAUGUUGGAAUUUGCUUUUCGAUAUGUGACUUCAAUUCUGGAUGAUGCAAAAAUUUAUUCAAGCCAUGCUAAGAAACCUAAUGUUGAUGCAGAUGAUGUGAGACUGGCAAUCCAGUGUCGGGCUGACCAAUCUUUUACCUCUCCUCCCCCGAGAGAUUUUUUACUGGAUAUUGCAAGGCAGAAAAAUCAAACCCCUUUACCACUGAUUAAGCCAUAUGCAGGACCCAGACUGCCACCUGACAGAUACUGCUUAACAGCUCCAAACUAUAGGCUAAAGUCCUUAAUUAAAAAGGGACCUAACCAAGGAAGACUAGUUCCACGGUUAAGUGUUGGUGCUGUUAGUAGCAGACCUACCACUCCUACUAUAGCAACCCCACAAACAGUGUCUGUCCCAAAUAAAGUUGCACCUCCAGUGUCAGUGACAAGCCAAAGAUUUACGGUGCAGAUUCCACCUUCUCAGUCCACACCUGUCAAACCAGUUCCCGCAACAACUGCAGUUCAAAAUGUUCUACUUAAUCCUUCAAUGAUUGGGCCCAAAAAUAUUCUUAUUACCACCAACAUGGUUUCAUCACAGAACACGGCCAAUGAAUCAAACCCAUUGAAGAGAAAACAUGAAGAUGAUGACAUUGAUACUGUGUAAAGAAUAUAGUGUAGUCUCUAUGCAUUUCAAACGUGUAGUUGGUUUUGAGCCCAGUAUACCAAACUAGAACAUUCUUGAUCGAAAACUUAAAUGUAGCUGCAAUAUCUUUCACCUUAAAGUGUUAUAUUUAUUUCUUAAGGGUACCAAUGUUUUUUCAUUAGGCUUCAAGUAUAAAAAGUUAAGUGCUUGUUUUUUAAUGGUUUCAUUAAUGUUGAGUCCUGCUAUGGUAAUUCUAUUUUUGGAAGCAGUUUUCUGCAAUGUAUCUGACAGCAACACUUAAGUUUCACUUUCUACAGCCUGAUCAGUGGACUAAUCUUUAACAGCAUAAUUUCUAAUCUAUAUUUAAAUACUUCUUUUGUAAGAUAAAAUAGUCACUUUUAUUGUCACCAACUUUUUUGACCAGAUCUCUCAAUUUAGCAAAUAACUUUGGAGAGGUUGGAUUUAGAGGGAUUCUAAAUCCAUUGUGAAUAUAUUUAAGCUGUUUCUUGAUGUUCCCUAACCUCCCACCUCAGCCCCGUUUCUAGAUCCCAUUCAUUUUCUGCACCACCUCCUCCCCACAGGCUUAGGUUUCUCCCUAUUGCUCUUAAAUUUAAAAGGCCAAAACUGGAACUUUAGGAAUAUAAUUCCUGAUAAUACAGCUCAGUGUCAUUUUCAUAUUUUUAAAACCUGCUUUACAUGCAUGAUGGUCUAGGGUUCACUUUAACCAGAAGGUUUGCAUUUGCUGUUUUUCUCUCCAUACCAGAGCAGUUGGGUUUUAUCCCUUGCCUUUUAUGCCCACUGAGCAUUACUCUGCUUUUGACAGGUAGUUUGGGAUCAGUUACAUUCAGUUUCAGUCAUAUUCCAAGUUGAUAACUCCACCAUAUUUCACAGUUUGAAAUUUAACACGAAAGAUGCUAUAGCUUAAAAUCUGCCUUGAUAAGUAUACUUACACUGGACCUAGGCAAAACCACUGAAGAGCAAGUGUUUUCUUCCUUUUUACCAUACAUAUAUAUGAUUUGAUCACUACUGCUUGAACCCCCCUAUUGGUAUAAUUCAGAUUUUUCCAGCUUAUUGCUGAGGAUGUCACACAUAAGAUGGGAUCAAACCUGAAAGUUUUGUAAUGGUUUUCCUUCCUCUAGAAGGCCAACACAAACAAAUUAGUGUGAUGUGACUUGCGUUUAGGUGCACUCUGCAUAGGCUUCCCAGUAAUGUUGCUAAACACCUUUCCCUAUUUUCCAUUUAUACACAUCUAAACAUCUUAUUGAGAAAGACUGCAAAGCUUUCAAAAAUAUAAACAGGCUUGUGUUGUUUUUGUUUAAGUAAGUUUGACAUAUUCAACAUAGGAAUACUUUUGCAGAAUUUCUAAAACAAAUUUUUAUAUCAUAAUUUAGAACUUAUAGCCAAGGAUCCUCAAAACUUAAAACACAAGUAAGUUUCAUCUUAGGAUGGUGCUUGAUACAGCAAAGAGAAAUAGUCCAGUAACAGGGAAGAAAUAUCUCAUCAAAACUGUGAUUCAGUGUUUUUGGAUAUUAGGAAAAGGUGAUACCAGACUUAUAAAAAUAGAUCUGAUCAUCAUAGGAGAGAAAUGUUCAUUAUAUAGCAUAGGAUGUCAUUACUUGAAUGUUCUCAGGGAGGCAUGUCAAAAGGCCUAGGUUCUAGUCCUGGCUCCAUCGCUAACCAACUGUGUGACCUUACUUCACCCAUGAGCCUUGUUCUCCUCACUAGUAAUAGGAAAAUAACACCAACCCUGCCUACCUCACAGGGAUGUUGUGAGGGUUUAAUUGGUAUAUGUGAAAGUUCUUUCAAAAUUGUAAAAAUGCUAUAUAACUCUAAGGAAUUGUUAACGUAUUUGUUCCAAGAUUAUUAAUAAAAAAUUGAACUUAC